UUCGACGCUCGAACUCACUGGCCUAACUGCAGUUCGCUCACACAUAUCCGAGACCAAGCCAACUGCGGAUCGUGCUGGGCUGUUUCGACGGCGUCCGCCCUUUCAGAUCGUAUUUGUAUUGCAAGCAAUGGAGAAAUGCAGAUGCAUAUCUCGUCGAUCGACUUCGUGUCAUGCUGUAAUUCGUGCGGUUUUGGAUGUGACGGUGGAUGGCCAAUUGCAGCCUUCGACUUUUACACAUAUGAAGGUGCCGUUACCGGAGGAGACUACGGUGCCAAGGACGGUUGCCGCCCUUACCCGUUCCAUCCAUGUGGACAUCAUGGGAACGAUACGUAUUACGGAGAAUGUUCGAAAGUAGCAAAAACUCCAAAAUGUAGGAGGAGAUGUCAAAGGAAUUACAAGCAAGCAUACUAUAUGGACAAGUCUUACGGCGAGGACGCUUACGAGGUACCGCAUUCGGUCAAAGCUAUCCAGAGAGAAAUCAUGAAGAAUGGACCUGUUGUCAGCGCAUUCACUGUUUACGAGGACUUCUCAUACUAUAAGAAAGGAAUCUACAAGCAUCCUCCCGGAAGAAUUGGGAGCUUACAAAUCACCACAACUUUUCUAAUGAGUAACCACAUCGGUAGCCGAGGGAGAGAUAUCCUCUUAUUCUCUAUUAUGCUUCUUUAUAAGAAGACCAAAUUCAAACAACAUUCGCUUGCAGCACACAGCAGGACAGGCUCGAGGUGGUCAUGCUAUAAAGAUAAUCGGAUGGCGGUUACCACAGAGCUGGCGCCCUUUACAGCACUAUGGGGGUUUUGA
Haemonchus placei is the source of this 798-nucleotide messenger RNA. NCBI's taxonomy places the organism in Eukaryota, Metazoa, Nematoda, Chromadorea, Rhabditida, Trichostrongylidae. The record is from the annotation of a GenBank genome assembly.